Messenger RNA from Eremomyces bilateralis CBS 781.70, 1401 nucleotides. RefSeq names its product MFS general substrate transporter. Bases 1 to 1401 code for a protein of 466 amino acids. Lineage: Eukaryota; Fungi; Ascomycota; Dothideomycetes; Eremomycetales; Eremomycetaceae. The record is from RefSeq and is a predicted model, not a curated record. Gene Ontology annotation, molecular function: transmembrane transporter activity. The transcript has 5 exons. Gene Ontology annotation, biological process: transmembrane transport.
AUGGACCCCGAGAAAGAACCCAGUGUGGUCCACCAAGAGGAAAGAACUGCAUCGGCAGGAAGAGAUAUGACCACGCGAGGCGAUAGGGAGGAAGUUGCUGAUGGCACUAUCAACCUCUAUGACUCCACGGGAACCAUCCAGUUGAUUCCAGUUCCAUCAUCGGAUCCCAAUGAUCCAUUGAGAAUCCCAGAGAGGCGCAAGUGGGCGGUUCUAUUCACGAUUUGCCUUUUUGCUGCUGCUGGAUUGACAGCUGUGCAAUCUAUUGCAGCCAUCUUACCAACCGUUAGUCUCUAUUAUCAAGACUUAGAUCCGAACAUGAUGUCCAUGGGUUCCGCUGGCAUGCCGCCAGGUGGUCUUCCUCCUAAUGGUCUGCCCCCUGGUGGUCUGCCUCCUGGUGUUCUGCCAUCGGAUGGUCUUCCUCCGAGCGGUCUACCCCCUGGUGGCAUUCCGCCCAGUGGUGCACUCAUUCGCCGCGAGACUCAUUACGAAGGCAUAUCCUUUCCAUCUGUGCCUGGAAAGCCGAGUCAACAGACCAUUAGUCAGCUUGGGACACUUCCAUCGCUAUUUGUUGGCCUGGGCGGAAUAUUGUCGAUCCUCGGGGCACAAUUAACUGGUACAAGGUUGAUGAUGGUCCUCGAUGCGGCUAUCGUAGUCGUAUGCCUGUGCUGGGCAGCAGCAUCCAAUGGCAAAGAUCACGGACUCUACUCUCAUAUUGGAGCACGUUGUGUACUAGGUCUCGGUGUGGGAGCAGUCGAGUCACUGGCGCCGCUCAUUAUUCAAGACAUCAACUACGUUCACAAUCGUAAUUCUAAACUCGCCGUCCUAUGGUCCACCGGUGGGAUUGUUGGGACAGGACUUGGUAUUGCGUCCACGUAUAUCGUUUCCGCUCUAUCUUGGAGGUGGUAUUACUGGAUUCUGGCUUUCAUCGGAGCCACUGCAUUAGUGUUGAUAGGCCUUGUUAUACCCGAGACUAGCUGGGCUCGAACGGAAGCCGACCUUGCGGGCCUAUCUCCUAAAGGAACGGAUGGCUUCGUUGAGCCUGUACGUCCGAGCGGUCGGGAUCGGUCCUACCUCUACAGCCUUCGACUUACUUCGAGCGAAACUGGCGCCCAGAAAAUGUGGGAGACUUGCACGGACCUUCUCCGGUGUGCUCUCUUCCCGAACAUCAUAUGGCUUGUAUGCCUAAAUGCAUGCUUCAUUGGCGUGGUUCUGUCGUCUGGUCUUGUCCUAGGCAAUGUUCUUGUCAUCAACUAUGGCUGGAGUCCGGAUAAAAUUGGGCUGUCCACUAUCCCCCUUGCUGUUUCUAGCUUGGUCGCGAUCCCUGUUAUAGGUUUUGGUGGGGAUAGGGUUAUCCAAUUCCUAGCCAAGAGGAAUAACGGGGUACACGAGGUCAGUACUUAA